This is a messenger RNA of Polychytrium aggregatum, 2919 nucleotides long. Its product is annotated as RIC1-domain-containing protein. Bases 1 to 2919 code for a protein of 972 amino acids. The record is from RefSeq and is a predicted model, not a curated record. Gene Ontology annotation, molecular function: protein binding. Gene Ontology annotation, biological process: intracellular protein transport; retrograde transport, endosome to Golgi. Lineage: Eukaryota; Fungi; Chytridiomycota; Chytridiomycetes; Polychytriales. Gene Ontology annotation, cellular component: cytosol; Golgi membrane; Ric1-Rgp1 guanyl-nucleotide exchange factor complex. The transcript is spliced from 24 exons.
AUGUACUUCGCCCUCGGCACUGCAAAAACGCUCACGGUCGGAUCGCUCGCCAAUGUCACUGGGUCCUCCGGCCUCGGCGACGGGCAUGGCAACCUGGCGUAUCUGACAAGUCCCAGUCGGCUCCGAUCGCUGGUCGCGAUGAAGGCUUCGCCGGACGGAAGACUUUUUGCAUGCAUCUCGGAUAACACCCUAUUUUUGUGGAGCUUGCGGCCCGACGCCAUCAUUGCAAGGGUCACCCGCAGCACAGCGACAAUCGACGAAGACGGAGAAAACGUCGAUCUGAUAUGGAAGCCGGACAACAGCUCCAUUAUCGUGAUAACCGACAAGGGAUUCCUGCACUUUUACGACGUCACAAACGGCAACGGCAUCAUGUUCGAGUACAGCUUUGCGGCCCCGCAUCACUAUGUCCUUGGUGCUGGUGAGGGGACUGGCAUCCCCCGGCUUCUCCUCAAGUUUCGAAUGGCGCUUGAAAUCGACACAGGAGUUCAAUGCGGCAUCGGUCUUCCUUCGGAGCUUCUUGUGUGCACAAAAGAGACCCCUUCGAUUCUGUCCCUCUCAUGGGCGGGCGAAAUUCGGGUCCGCGGCACAAUUGCCCUCUCGAGCUUACAGUUCUUCAGGGACGAUAGGGAUGGUAGCCGCACCAACACAAAUCUCUUCGCGUGGAUCUCCAUGAGCGGGCGUGCUUACGUUGCCCGUCGCAAAUCCUCGAGCGAUUCCGAAAAGAUCGACAAACAGAAUCAUCUGUACGAAUGGUCGGGGUUGUGCUUCUACAAUUCUGAUGGGACGAGCUCGCCCGCGAUCAGCGCCUCGAUCAACCACGCCUUUUCAUUGAUUGCUGUUGGAAAUGCCAAUCUCGCCUGGACCGAUGAUGGAUUUGCGCUCGCCGUUGGAUGGCUGAUGGGAGGCUGCAGCGUCUGGAGUGUAUACGGCAAGCUCAUCAUGAGUACCGUCAGCGAAGAUACACUUGUCCAAUCGCCUGACAAGCACACAUCCUCACAAAUGGACCAGUACUUCCACGGAGUCCGCAACCUCUUUUGGGGACCAGGUGGCCACGAGCUGUUGCUUCUUCCGAUGCCAUCGCUGGGCUGCUUGUCAAUCGUCGAUAUCUUUGCACUCCAAUUUGCAAAGUCCACCCUCAGUCAGUGCCGCACCAUCGACAACACCAGAAAUGUGCUGCUCGUGACCGAUGACAAACUCCUCGUGUACGAGGGCAAUUCCUGGGACUUUGACGUCAUGAACUCUGAGAUGAUCCAGUGGGAUACAAUCCAGAUGCCAAUUACCUACAUCACACAGAACUGGCCCAUCAUGUAUACAUCUAUCAACCUCACUGGGCAUUACAUAGCGAUUGCCGGGCCACGCGGCCUGGCACAUUAUAGCACGGUGUCAAACAAGUGGAAGCUGUUUGGGAACGAAGCGCAGGAGCAAGGGUUCAGUGUGCAGGGUGGCAUGGUCUGGUUCAAGACGCUACUUGUUGUCGCAUGUCGGAACCUUUCAUCAAAAGAAGCAGAGAUCCGCAUUUACUCCCGCGAAAUGAAUCUCGACUCGGCCCAUCUCCAACAUACAGAGCGACUAUCACACCCAGCCGUCUGUAUGAAUUCGUUGGACAACAACCUGCUGGUCUACACACAAGACAAUGUAAUUCGGUUCUACACCAUCAACCAAGGUAUCCUCGGGUCAUACUCCAACAAAACAUGGCUCCAGAUCCACCAAAAAAUCUCCCUUGUUGGAGUCGUCGUUGAUCCUCUAUCGAUUAAAGCCCUCUCGUGGUACUGCCUCCCAGGCGAGGUAUCCCUUGAGACCAUGCAGGGCAGUCCGUUUCUCCUGCUUAAAAACGGCGAUUUGAGCAUGCUCCGCGAGCUGGACAAGACCUGGGAGCACAUUGGUCUGUCGAGGAAUGUUGAAUAUUUCUGGAUCAGCAACCCCCACGAGCGGCUCGGCGAUCUCUACAAUUCACUCUGGGCCUUCGAUGGGGCUGGCGUCAAAAUCUGGGCCAACAUGGUUCUUCGCGACAUGACAAAGACAGACUGGAGAGUCGACGAGAACUAUGCAGAGUCGAUCCGGAUCAACAUUGACUAUUACCCAUUGUCCGUCCUCCUGCCUCGCGGUAUUCUGAUGGGUGUCGAUCAGCGAAUGUCACUCCAAAACUCAAUUCACUCUGUUCGCUUUGCCCACUGCUUCCGACAGUUUGAGUAUUUCAACCAUGCCCUCGAGCUCCUGCUGCAUCAGGUCCUGGAGGACGAGGCUCCGACUGCCAUAGGCUUUGCCGAAGGCGCUGUGCUGCCUGCAUCGAUCAAGUUUGUUGAGCAGUUCCCAGACUAUAUGGACAUUAUUGUCCAAUGCGCGAGAAAGUCCGAGGUGGCGCUGUGGGACUACUUUUUCAAGAUUGUUGGCGAUGCCAAGGAUUUGUUCAAGCUUUCUCUCGAGCGCGCCUCCCUCAGCACAGCCACGUCGUAUUUGAUCAUCAUCCAGACCUUGGAAGCUUAUGAAGUCAGUAGCAAGAUGGCCAUUUUGCUGCUGGAGCGAUGCUUUGAGCUCGAAGACUUUGAGACCGGAAAGGAGCUGAUCCGAUUCUUGACGAAUAUCGAAGGCUCGGACGGCAUUUCCUUUGAGAACUUUCGGAAUCCCGGUGGGACUGGCCCUGCGAUGUCUCGCAUGACUCUGCCGGAGCAGCAAAGCAAACACGCUCGAGCUCUGCUUUCCAAGAGACGCAUUCGGAGCCUUGGGCGAUUCGCCGAAGCAUUUUCGUUCCCGCUGGUAGAGUGGCUGAAAUACGAAAGGUAUGCAUGUGAUGUUGAUGUUGAUGUUGAUGUUGAUGUUGAUGUUGAUGUUGAUGUUGAUGUUGAUGUUGAUGUUGAUGUUGAUGUCCAUGCCCCCAGGUGCGCUGCUUCCCUGGUAUCAGCGUGGUUGGCAAUCUCGUAG